AUGGAACAUCUUCAAGCCGCAAGGGAAGACAAGCAUUCGUCAAUAAAGAACAUUUUAAUCGACGACGUAGAGCGUGUUUGGGCCGCCUUUUGUGAACACAUCCUAAAGCAACUUACGGAACAAGUCGGAGUCAAGGUCAAAAAUUUGGGAAUAAUCACUGUCAAAAGCUUGAAUCUUGACGUUGGCAGAAGGAAUUUGAGCAUCACCAAACCAACUUUCAUCUUGGACGAAAAACAAUCCCAGCAUUAUGGCAUCAAAUACGGUCGACCGUUUACGUCUUAUCAAAAGAACCAGCCAGUUAAUUUCGCUGAAAUCGCGUCUGAAGCGAACACAACUCGUGACAUUGCGGAAUUGGUCAUCAACGAGCUAGUAAUGGCUUUUUGGAAGAAGUUCGCAGAAAAACAACGUGCCAAUUUCACCAUCACCGAUGUCCUCACGAUUCAUCUCAAAGACGAUGUCGUGCGAGCAAUUUUCACGGGAAAAGUCGUGGAACUCUUCGAAUUCGCUCCGACAAAGAAAACAGUUCAUUUUCGUCGUGAAUACACGCUCCCAGUCGUCUCGCAGUCAGUAGAGACAGAAUUUCAGCCACAGAUGCCCCAAAAGUCCAAAUCCGACCUCGACGACAAGUGAUCAUUUUGGAUGCCCUCCUCCAAGCCUGUUGUGAGAUACAGUGACUCUAGGUACAGGCUCUCUACAAAAUCAGCAAGUGUUUCUUCUAUGUCCACAACCCGGGAAAAUGCGGCAGAAGUAGAAAUUGAGCGACCUGCUGAGCCUCAACCACCUGUUGUCACUGAAGCGCCAAAAGAAAGCCCACCAAAGGAGUUUUCUCCACCACCGGUCGAAGAACCAGCUCCUAUCAAGCGCGUUUCCAUCGCCCAGCCAGUUCUAUCAGAGCGCCCUCAGGUUCUCGAGCGACCGCAGUUUUCCGAAGCUAAGUCAAAAUGGGACUCUUCAAGAUUCGUUCGAUCCCUGGAUUUUCGUUCACGAGAAUAUCCAACUCGAGUCUCUUAUCACAGAAUGGUCGCUCAAAAGCAAAAGGAGCUGUCAAAGCAGUGUCACGAGAAGAAAUGCCAAAAGGAAAUGUGCUACGUUUGCACCCAGCGAGCAGAACGUAACGUGCCCGUGUACACGCGCAAAUUGGAGGAAGAGGAGGAUAAAAAGAUGGCAAAGAUCUUGCUCGAUGCGGAGCAGAAAUUGGCAGAGGAGUCUAUUCGGCUGGACAAAGUCAAAAUGCAAGAGCAGAGGCAAAUCAACAAAGAAUACUCGUCAUACAAUUUCGAAGAGGGACAGUUUGUCAACGAAAAGCGAAAGAUCGAAAACCAACAUCCACUUCCUCAUGCGAGUUAUGUGAUGCGAGAACGACCUCUCACGCCACACAAAUCAGUCGGCCACAAGCUCGUCGCUGGAGAACUAACCGGUCAGAUUAACUUGAGGGAAUCAAGGAAGAACAAAACACAGAAAGACAAGAAACUGAUCGAAAAAGUCUACCAACUGCAACUUGCUGAAGAAAUCGCAAGAGAAAGAGAAGAAUUCUGGCGAGAAAAGCAGGAAAACAAAAACAAGCUUCAUGCAACUUAUCAAUAUCAAAUUUCAACGAGAGAGCCACAACUUCCAAGAGCUUAUUCUGAUGGCAAAGUCUUUGGAAAACAUGAUCUCAACAAAGAAAAACUCGAGAAAAUCAAAGAAAGAAACCGUCUUUUCGCAAGUGAUAAUUUCAAUAUUCAUCAACGUCAUAUGACCGCGCGAAAAGCAUCUAUUGAUAGAAGCCGUCAAGCUGAAAUUAUGAUGCUCAAAAGAACCAAGACUGAUCUUGAAAAUGACACCCUUAGACGAGGAAAGCACAAAGUCAGCAUCAGAAAAGAUCUCGAAAAUAAUUGGGCCGAUUUGCAUAUGCAAAAGAGGGAGCGCGAGUUUGAAGAGAAAGUUGGAAUUCCUGAAAAGAUUACUGUUACCGAGCAGCUCGACCAUUACAGACGCUGUGGUCAGUGCAAAAGAGCACCUAACCAACGAGCUGGGCAAACAAACAUCUGGAAAGAGUCCUACUACGUCCCAGGCUCAAGAAUCGUCGUCUAG
Molecule: messenger RNA, 2073 nt
Organism: Oikopleura dioica
Lineage: Eukaryota; Metazoa; Chordata; Appendicularia; Copelata; Oikopleuridae
Source: the annotation of a GenBank genome assembly